This is a messenger RNA of Knipowitschia caucasica, 486 nucleotides long. The record is from the annotation of a GenBank genome assembly. NCBI's taxonomy places the organism in Eukaryota, Metazoa, Chordata, Actinopteri, Gobiiformes, Gobiidae.
AUGAGUCCGGCAGUGGCAAGGAGCACGCCACCUGUCACUCCAGCCCCUGCACAUGCGGCAACACCGGCAAUUCAUCAACAAGUUCAGGCUCUGAUAAGUAAUCAGAGCCAGCCGACCCGAGCCAACAGGACCACAACCCGCGAACGCAGGCGGCAGACUGCCAGUGCUGAGGACCAGCUUAUAGACAUUCUAACCAAUACCCCCUUCACGGUCCAGCCGCAGCAUGUGCCACAAGCAGAUGAGGGAGAGGUCUAUUUUGCCCUAAGCAUUGUGCCUCAACUUGUGAGCUUCUCCCCACAAGGCAGGGCAAUGGCACACAUGCGAAUACAGGUGGUCCUCAAUGAGGUGUUGGAAUGGGAAGCCAACAGGGGGCAACAGCAGCGCAGGGCUUAUGACCCAUACAGGCCAGGAGCACCUUUGCCCCACCAAACUGGGCAUCCUGAGAGCUACGGGGAGGAUCAGGACACCUCGUACCAUUCCCUAUAA